Molecule: messenger RNA, 1002 nt
Organism: Lodderomyces theae
Lineage: Eukaryota; Fungi; Ascomycota; Pichiomycetes; Serinales; Debaryomycetaceae
Gene: LEU2
Product: 3-isopropylmalate dehydrogenase
Exons: 1
Coding region: 1-1002 (333 amino acids)
Biological process (GO): L-leucine biosynthetic process
Cellular component (GO): cytosol
Molecular function (GO): NAD binding; 3-isopropylmalate dehydrogenase activity; magnesium ion binding
Source: RefSeq, a predicted model, not a curated record
AUGGCAGAAUCAACUAUUACUAAAAAGAUCACGGUUUUACCAGGGGACCAUGUAGGUACCGAAAUCUGUAACGAAGCAAUCAAAGUUCUCAAAGCGAUUGAAGAGUCAACUCCAUACCAGAAAAUCCAUUUCGAUUUCCAACAUCACUUAAUUGGUGGUGCCGCCAUUGACGCCACUGGCUCUCCACUCCCUGACGAAUCCUUACAGCUGGCCAAAGAAUCCGAUGCUGUCCUCUUGGGAGCUGUAGGCGGGCCCAAAUGGGGUACGGGCUCAGUGCGUCCCGAACAAGGGUUGUUGAAAAUACGUAAGGAAUUGAACCUUUACGCCAAUAUUCGUCCUUGUAACUUUGCCAGUGAGUCGCUUUUGGAAUUGAGUCCAUUGCGUCCUGAUAUUGUCCGUGGCACAAACUUGAUUAUCGUGCGUGAAUUGGUUGGUGGGAUCUACUUUGGUGAACGUCAAGAACAAUCAGAGAGCCCAGAUAGUGAAACGGCAUGGGAUACCGAGAAAUACACAGUUGCUGAAGUCACAAGAAUCACUCGUAUGGCUGCGUUUAUGGCAUUGCAACACAAUCCGCCAUUGCCCAUUUGGUCAUUGGAUAAAGCCAAUGUGUUGGCAUCGUCGAGAUUAUGGAGGUCUACAGUGGACAAGGUGAUCUCGACCGAGUUCCCACAAUUGAAAGUCCAACACCAGUUGAUUGACUCAGCGGCAAUGAUUUUGAUUCAAAACCCAACCAAAUUGAAUGGUAUAAUAAUUACAUCGAACAUGUUUGGUGAUAUAAUUUCCGAUGAAGCUAGUGUGAUUCCGGGGUCUUUGGGUCUUUUACCUAGUGCUUCAUUGGCAUCUUUGCCAGAUACCAACAAGGCGUUUGGUCUUUAUGAGCCUUGUCAUGGAUCUGCACCAGACUUGGAUGAGAAUAAAGUUAAUCCAAUUGCCACUAUUUUGUCAGCCAGCUCCAUGUUGAGGUUGAGUUUGGAUUGUGUGAAGGAGGCUGAGGCNCAUUAG